AUGGAUUCAAGCAUGUUUCCGUUCGGCUACGACUUCGCUCCCACAGAUGAAGAACUAUUGAUUUAUUAUUUGUUCCAUAAGAUUGUUGGAGACAUCGUUCCGUCAAUUUCGUUGCCUGUGAUCGAUAUUUACUCCCAUGAACCUGCUAUGAUAUGGCAACAAUGCGGAGGAAUGGAGGAUAAAGACAUCUACUUUUUCACGACCCUAAAAAAGAAGAAAUCUCGUAUCAUCAGGAAGGUCGGUCUUAACGGUGGCACUUGGAGUGGGGAGAGCAAAGGCCAUAAAGUAUUUUCUUCUGCUAACAAUGCUCCCAUCGGUACUAUUAAACGUUUUCACUAUGAGACUUCUGGAGGAGUGAAUGCUAAUGAUGACGAUUGUUCCUGGAUAAUGCAUGAAUACACACUUGAUCCCACCGUCCUAACCAAUGGGUUUGUACAUGAUUCGUAUGUAGUUUGUCUGAUUCGAAAAAGAAUAUUGAAAAAAGUAAGGAAUACAGUCUCGUCAACCAUACAAGCACCCUUUGUUUUUAAUGGCCCUACAACAACACAAACAGAUGCCCUUUACAUGGAUGGGGUCAAUAAAUGUCCACCGGCACAAAUGAUAGAAUCACAUGAUGAUAUAAUGUUCACAAAUGAGUUUGAGGAGCCACUAGAAGAAUUAAAUGCGGAACAUUCUGAUAAUAUAAUGUUUGCAAAUGAACUCGAGAACCAACCAGAAGAAUCAAAUGCGGAACAUUCUGAUCAUAUAAUGUUUGCAAAUGAGCUUGAGAACCAAUUAGAAGAAUUAAAUGCGGAACAUUCCGAUGAUAUAAUGUUCGCAAAAGAGAUUGAGAAUCAAUUAGAAGAAUUAAAUGCGGAACAUUACGAUGAUAUAAUGUCAGCAAAUAAGUUUGAGAAGCAACCGGAAGAAUUAAAUGCGGAACAUUGCCACAUAGAAAAAGAUUCCAGCAAUGACUUUGAAUGUCCACUCGAACAAAUGAUGAAAUUAGAUGAUCAAUCUUUUGAAAAUACAAUGUUGGUAAAUGAGUUUGAGAUGCAAUGGGACGAGUUAAACCUAGAAUUUCCAGACCUAGAAAUAAAUUCAAGUAUUGACCAUUCAAGUCAACCUGUACAAAUAAUGGAAUUACACGAUCAACUUUCAAGUGAUGAUAUAAUUUUCGCCAGCCAACUUGAGAAUCAGCUGGAAGAAUUAAACACAGAUUUUCCAGUCCUAGAAAGUAUUGACCAUUCAAGGGUUCGUGAAUUGAAAGUUGCAAAAAACUCAGAGGACAAUAGAGAGGGAUGGGAGAGAGAUCAGAAUGAGCUAUGA
Cucurbita moschata (crookneck pumpkin) is the source of this 1308-nucleotide messenger RNA. Its product is annotated as NAC domain-containing protein 12-like. Gene Ontology annotation, biological process: regulation of DNA-templated transcription. Lineage: Eukaryota; Viridiplantae; Streptophyta; Magnoliopsida; Cucurbitales; Cucurbitaceae. The record is from RefSeq and is a predicted model, not a curated record. Bases 1 to 1308 code for a protein of 435 amino acids. The transcript has 5 exons. Gene Ontology annotation, molecular function: DNA binding.